ACUACUGCAGUUGUGUCUGGUUGUUGAGCUAUGACAUGUAAAGUGAUGCUUGCAGAGUUUAAAGUAGACUUCCUGAUCCGAUGCUUUAACAGUGACACCAUCAGACUCUUUGUUAUUGUGUCAACAGGCUUGAAGCUGAUUAGGAUUCAUUCACAGUCUAUGUGCAAGACUCCAGAUUAAAGCUGAAACACUUUUCUCCUUCUGAAAAGAGCAAAUCAACCAUAUCUGUCAGUCCACCUGGAGACUUGAGUCCAAAACAAAAACCUACAGUAGUAGAAGAUUGUUCAAGGUUGGUCAGUUGCACUGUUUUCAUAGUAGAGGAGGAAGUUUUAGUCCUGUUUUGAAUGAAUUAGUAUUUUCCACCUGCUUGUAUUCCUCUUCCUGAAAACACAAGACUGUACAAUGGAGCCAGUGUUGCAUCUUUUGACAACUUGACAUGACGUGUUUAAAUGUGAGCUUCAUCCAACAGAGACAAACAGCUGAAAUCAAAUAUCAGUUUCAUCCAACAGAGCAAAGAUGCAGUGGAGUCUGCUCAUUGUGAUGGGUCAGUGUUACUUCAUCACAUGUCAACUCUACCAGUACCACUAUAUUGAAGAUACAAAGACCUGGACAGAAGCUCAGGAGUACUGCAGAGAACAUUACACUGAUCUGGCCACAGUGUCUAACAUGACAGACAUGAAGAGACUCCUUGGAGAAUCUACAGGGAGAAAAACUGAAGCCUGGAUUGGACUGAACAACAGAACAGAUGUCAACAGGACAUGGCACUGGUCUCUACCUGGAGUGGAGUUUAAAGAUGAUGUAACAAGAUGGAAAGAUGGUGAACCAAAUGAUGGAUAUGGAAAUAUCGAGAACUGUGUUGGAAUUAGAAAACACAUCAAAUUGAUUGAUUUCCCAUGUAUAUCUAAGAAAACUUUUCUCUGCUACAAUGAAAGUGGAUCCACAAAGAUCCAUUUGAUUAAAGAAGAGAAGAACUGGAUUGAUGCUCAGAAAUACUGCAGAGAUCAUCACACAGACCUGGUCAGUGGAUUGAACCAGUUAGAUCAAGUAGGACUCAAUGACACAGUUAAAGACAUACAAUAUUGGAUCGGCCUGUUCAGAGACACCUGGAGGUGGUCAGAUGGGAGCAGUUCCUCUUUCAGACACUGGGAUCAGACUCUGUCACCAGGAGACAAAUGUGCAGUGACCAUGUUGAAUGAAGGAGGAAGAUGGAGGAACGCCAACUGUACUGACCAAAAUCCUUUCUCUUGUUAUGAUGAUAAAAUGAUCCUGAUCAAAGAAAAUAAGACCUGGGAGGAAGCCUUGUAUUACUGCAGAGAGAACUACAAUGACCUGGUCUCCAUCAAUAACCUUGAUGAACAGAGAUGGGUUCAAGAGAGAGCCAAGAAGGCCUCAACUCCUUUUGUCUGGCUGGGACUGCGCUACACCUGCACUCUGGAUUUCUGGUUCUGGGUCAGUGAUGAGGUAGUCAGCUAUAAGAACUGGGCCUCAGAUGGAAAGAAUGAUGACUGUGACAUGUCUGGAGCCAUGGAAACAGGAGGAGAACAUCAGUGGGUCACAAAACAAGAUAACGAGAAGUUUAAUUUCAUCUGUGCUGUGUAGUCAGAACUGAACAAAUUUAAUAUUCCUCAUUUUUCAACACAUUUAACCUCUUUAUUAUCAGCUUGCAAGCUUGAGAUUAGACAGAUUAGAGCUGGAGGACAGGACAACAACAAAAUAAUCCCACAUAAAUAGCUGUAUCAGUGGAACCCUGGACUUUAGAUCUAAGGCAGCUUUGAGAAUACGUUUAUCUGUCCCUUUGUCCCCUCCCAUCAGACAACAUCAAGCAGUGACUGUCAAUAUGAUUUAUUUUCUUUUAAAGUGUGGGUGGUUAUACAUCAGACAUAUAAUCACUGUGUUAGAAUAAAAUAACAUAUAUACCAAUGUAUAAGUGUAGUUAUAUUGCAUAUAUACAGACCUGUGUGUGGUUAUCAGCUGGUGAUGGUUAAAAUGUGUAAAAGCAUAUCUCUCUGAUUUUUCUAAUAAGACAUCUCUGUUAAUAUUGUUUUAUAUAACACCUAAUCUGAGUGUAAAAAUAUCCAUUAUGAAAAUAUGUUCAAUUACAAAAAUACCUGACGAUGUACUGAGAUGGAUUUAAAU
This is a messenger RNA of Mugil cephalus (flathead mullet), 2136 nucleotides long. Its product is annotated as macrophage mannose receptor 1-like. The coding region runs from base 517 to 1599 and encodes 360 amino acids. The record is from RefSeq and is a predicted model, not a curated record. Lineage: Eukaryota; Metazoa; Chordata; Actinopteri; Mugiliformes; Mugilidae. The transcript is spliced from 4 exons.